Messenger RNA from Annulohypoxylon truncatum, 1200 nucleotides. RefSeq names its product CoA-transferase family III. The coding region runs from base 1 to 1200 and encodes 399 amino acids. NCBI's taxonomy places the organism in Eukaryota, Fungi, Ascomycota, Sordariomycetes, Xylariales, Hypoxylaceae. The transcript has 2 exons. Gene Ontology annotation, molecular function: catalytic activity. The record is from RefSeq and is a predicted model, not a curated record.
AUGGUCGGACCACCGCCACUCCAGGGACUCAAGGUCCUGGAAUUUGCUGGGCUCGCUCCUGGACCUUUUGCCGGUUUGCUUCUCGCUGACGCCGGCGCCAAUGUACUUCGCGUAGAUCGUCAUACACCUAGCUCUCCAGCUGUGUCGACAGGCGAUCUGCUCACAAGACACAAAUCUUCUAUAGCCAUCAAUCUGAAGUCGCCAGAUGGUGUUGACGUUAUUAAAAAAUUAGCUAAGAGUGCCGACGUCAUAAUCGAUCCUUUCCGCCCGGGAGUGCUGGAAAAGCUCGGCAUUGGUCCGGAAGUCUUGCGCGCCAUCAACCCCCGUCUGAUAUACGGCCGUAUGACAGGCUUCCGCCGAGAUGGUCGAUACGCAUCGAUGGCCGGCCACGACAUCAAUUACCUUGCCGUGUCCGGGGUACUUUCCCGACUAGGCAGAAGUGGCGAUAAACCGCACCCGCCUACCAAUAUCCUGGGAGAUUUUGCAGGAGGAGGUGCUACAUUAUUCCAAGGUAUUCUUCUUGCCGUCAUAGCUAGAGAGAAAACAGGAGAAGGUCAAGUCGUCGAGGCAAACAUGGUAGACGGUGCCAAUUAUUUGGCGACCUUUACUCGACAAAGUUUGAAAACCCCGAUGGGUGACCAUCCGCGUGGGCAGAACCUACUAGAUGGGGGCUGCCCAUAUUACGAUACGUAUGAAACCAAGGAUGGUAAGUAUGUGGCCGUGGGAGCUCUAGAGCCACAAUUUUAUGCAGCCCUUCUCAAAGGUUUAGCGUUAAGUAACCGGAACUGGGAAGGUCGGCGGCUUGACCGAGAGUUCUGGCCGGAAAUGAGACGGACAUUCGAGACCAUUUUUAAGUCCAGAACACGCUCGGAGUGGGAAGAGAUCUUCGACGGCACUGACGCAUGCUGCACUCCUAUUCUAGAAUAUUCCGAGUUAGAAGCGGACGUCAGCCGCGAGGGCGACCAACGUCCAGCGGUGACGUUACGCGAAACGCCCUGUUUAGCAGUUGGCGGGAAGGGUGUCGAUCCAAGUGUCCAUGGUCAAGGUCCCGGAGUUCCCGGAGAUGGUUACGUUGGUCAGCUUCUGUCUCCGGGCCAAGGUGGCGAGCACGCUUUGAGCAAUUGGUUUGGCUGGACGAAGGGAAAAGACUUUGAUAUUAAAAAUGGAGGCGUCGUGUUGAAGCCUAAGUCGAAUUUAUAG